AUGGAAGUGCGAGCGGAACGGCCAGUGGAAGUGCCCGUUGAAACGACACCCAAGGCCCGCGCCGGCUCGAACUCCAGCAAUGAAACCCGACGCCUACAAAAGGAACAGGGCCACCGUGCCAACUCUCCCAUCAACCCAAAUGGAGCGGACCUCAUCCGCCAUGGGGUGUCAUAUUCUCCCAUGCCGGCUUUCCACUUCUCCCGAGGCAAGAAGUGGCUCAUCCUGUUCGUCCUGUUCUGGGUGCAGAUCUCCAUGAACUUCAACGCGAGCGUCUAUCCCAACGCCGCGUCGGGAAUCUCCGCGGAGUUCAACAUCAGCCAUGAGAAAGUCAUGCUAGGCCAGAUGAUCUUCUUGCUGUCCUACGCGUUCGGCUGCGAGCUCUGGGCGCCGUGGUCGGAGGAGUUUGGUCGCAAAAAGGUGCUCCUGCUUAGCAUGAUGCUCGUCAACAUCUGGGCUAUAAUGUGCAGUUGUGCGAAAAAUAUCGCUACCAUCCUCGUCGGCCGUUUCCUGGGCGGCCUCUGCUCCGCUGGCGGCUCGGUCACCCUAGGCGUCGUCGCCGACAUGUGGGAUGUCAAGAACCACGGAUACGCCGUCCUCUUCGUGGUGUUCGCAUCGGUGCUCGGCUCCGUCGUCGGUCCCGUGGCCGGCGGCUACCUGGAAGAACACUGCAGCUGGCGCGCCAACUUCUACGCGCAGGCCGCCUUCGGCGUCGUCGUCCAAGCCCUACACCAGAUCCUAGUGCCCGAAACGGAGCAACGCCAAUGCGUGAAGGCGGAGAUCCGCAAGGCGAAGAAGCUUGGCGUCGUCCCGCCCGCGGAGCCGGAGCACGAGAAGAUGACCUUCAACCGCGUCUGUACGAUCUGGGCGCGGCCGUUCAAGAUGUUCUUCACCGAGGCCAUCGUGCUCUGCCUCUCACUCCUCUCGGGUUUCUCCGACGCGCUGAUCUUCACCUUCCUCGAGUCGUUCAAGCCCGUCUUCUCCCAAUGGGGCUUCGGCCCUAUCGGCGUCGGCCUCGCCUUCCUCCCCAUCGGCGUCGGCUACCUCAUCGGCUACCUCUCUUUCUUCUACCCCAUCCGCCGCUACAUGUUCAAAAUGGACCGCCACCCGCAGUCCGCCCGCCCCGAGGACCGCCUCUGGUGGCUCCUCUACCUCGCGCCCCUCCUCGUCGUCGGCCUCUUCGGCUUCGCCUGGACCUCCGGCGGCCCCGACGAAUUCCACUGGAUCGUCCCCAUGUUCUUCGGCUGCCUCGUCGGCAUCGCGAAUUUCGGCAUCUACAUGGCCACCAUCGACUACAUGGUCGCCGCGUACGGGCCCUACGCAGCGUCGGCCACCGGCGGCAACGGUUUCGCCCGCGACUUCCUCGCCGGCAUCUCCGCUCUGUACGCGGGGCCGCUGUACCGCGACCUCGGCCCCAGGCGGCGGCUGCAGAAGGCGAGCACGCUGCUCGGCGGCCUGUCGAUCGCGUUCGUGAUUCCGGUGUAUAUCUUCUACUGGCUGGGCCCGGAGAUUCGCGCGCGCAGCAAGUUCUCACAGAAGAUCACUCGGAAGAUGGAGCGGGAGGCGCAGGAGGAGCAGAGGUUGCGGCAGACAAUGUCAAGGGGUGGCGGGCCGUCGGAGGCGUCGUCGUCCGAGAGUGUAAGGGAACCGAAGGUGGAGGAGGCAGCAAGGGUGAUGCAGGUUCAAGCGCCGUCGCCAUCGCAUUCGCCGAAGUAG
This is a messenger RNA of Eremomyces bilateralis CBS 781.70, 1713 nucleotides long. RefSeq names its product MFS general substrate transporter. NCBI's taxonomy places the organism in Eukaryota, Fungi, Ascomycota, Dothideomycetes, Eremomycetales, Eremomycetaceae. Gene Ontology annotation, molecular function: transmembrane transporter activity. Bases 1 to 1713 code for a protein of 570 amino acids. Gene Ontology annotation, biological process: transmembrane transport. The transcript has 2 exons. The record is from RefSeq and is a predicted model, not a curated record.